Messenger RNA from Pteronotus mesoamericanus, 261 nucleotides. RefSeq names its product serine peptidase inhibitor Kazal type 4 (gene SPINK4). Gene Ontology annotation, molecular function: protein binding; serine-type endopeptidase inhibitor activity. The record is from RefSeq and is a predicted model, not a curated record. The transcript has 4 exons. Bases 1 to 261 code for a protein of 86 amino acids. NCBI's taxonomy places the organism in Eukaryota, Metazoa, Chordata, Mammalia, Chiroptera, Mormoopidae.
AUGGCUCUCCGUCUGUGGGUGGUUGCCCUGGCCUUGGGUGCCCUUCUUGUUGUGGACAGGGAAGUGCCAGUGUCAGCAGAAGAGCUUGUUUUCUCAAGAAUGCCCGUCUGUGAUCAUAUGAGGGAGUCUCCAAAAUGUUCCCAGACAUUCAACCUGGUCUGCGGCACUGAUGGGGUCACAUAUGACAAUGAAUGCCAGCUUUGCUUAGCCCGGAUAGAAACCAAAAAGGACAUCCAGAUCGUGAAGGACGGCAAAUGCUGA